Pocillopora meandrina is the source of this 7350-nucleotide messenger RNA. The record is from the annotation of a GenBank genome assembly. Lineage: Eukaryota; Metazoa; Cnidaria; Anthozoa; Scleractinia; Pocilloporidae.
UAUCGUUUCCCUUAGAGAUUAUGUGUAAUAUAAAUUAUGUGUAAUAAAAUUUGUCAUCUGAUUGUCAGAGUGCGAAUGUCACUGUGAUUUAUUCACGACAUACACAAAGCACUGGACUUCAAAAUUGAAUAAACUAUGCGUGGUACGCGGUUGAAUACUCUACAGGAUGUAGCGAUCUCGAUUGUUAAGAAAUACUGUAAAAUUUAUAUCAGUUCUUUGAAGUUCUUGAUUAUAUAGUGCCGUCUGAGCAAGAAGAACAUCUUGAAUCAUCCGUUUCUGCCCACUCUCAAGAGCAUUUAUUUUAUGCAAAUGAUUGUUGGGACCGCCUAGUACAAACGCUCCAGAACAAAACGGAUGGUGAUAACUAAGGCGUGAAAGACAAACACUAUUGGUUCUUGUUUGUGAAUAAUAAUGAAAUAGCGGCCCCAUAAAGAAUACCAUCCUUGAUCCCAGUGAGCUGAUACUUAGACGUCUGCAAUAGCUGGUGUGAGCGCAGCUCGUCUUUGAUUCUCCAAAUUCGUCUUUCGGUCAAACUUCUUGGUGAGGGAUUCGCCGAUUAAAGCGAUUACUACCAAAAAUGGCGCUGCACAUUCUCGUUGCACUUCUUGUAGGAUUUUCAAACGGUAAGAAAUUGUCAUAACUUCUUUGGUUCCUAGAAGAUUCCAUUACUGUAUAUCAAAUAUUUGGAUUUUGAUUUAAGAUUGCUUUUUUAACAGUUACAUCUUGCACAGACGAACAGUUUGUUGAUUAAUAGACGCGAAUAAUACUCUUCUGAUGUGAUCUUAUGGCGCGCUUCGGAAUAAAUUGUGCAAGAAAAUUCUUCGUAAUUUUCCGUCGCGCUAACCAGAAUUCGCACUGAGGCGAAACGGCGCCGUACUUUCCUUGAUGUCUUGCACAAAGCUCUAAUUUUACUAGCGUUUAAAGUUGGAGAAAGUUUACGACAAUUUCGCAAUGCAGUAGACCAGCUAACUUGAACAAAAUCCUUUGACUCUUUGUUCGGCGACAGAGAGCUACAUUCAACAUUCUUUCAGUCGCUGAUGAUUCAUUUGCACAUCCCAGCGCUUGUUAUCUGCGGCCAAAAUUUUUGUUUCUUUGUCUUGCACGCCCAAAUGAUUGAUAAUUUUGAAUUUGGUUCGCUGAAUGAAGUGAAAAAAGAUGUAGACUGCGCGUUUCUUCGAGUCUGUAGGACUGGUCGCAAGGCCACGCACCAUUGCAUACCGGGUUAAAUAUGCAUAAAAUACAGCUUGAAAGCAAACAUGUGCUGUAGUUUAUUAAGUGAUGUUUGUUUUGUCUCUGUUACACGCUUUUAAUGGAAGUCACUUUCGCUGUUCAUUUCAUUAGAUGAAUCUCAAAAUUUACUUGUAACUUUGUUCUCCUAGUUUUGCUUGAAAUUUUUUUGGGUGUGGUUGAAUUGAAAUCAGACCUGAAGACCACAAAUCCCAUGCCUUUUCAACCUCCGAAUCUAAUGAAUAUUAAUCGCUAAACCCUUGGCACCUUUUUGGAAAGUAUUGACAAACAGUUUUGACAAAAUAUUUCGCUUUGUUUGGACUUGGCUUACGAUAUCAGCUGUGUCAAAUAUAGCUAUGCUCGUUUCAGACAUUUUGGCUAUGAAAACCCUUGCGUGUGUGCGGGGCUUUUCGCGCGGGGCUUCGAAGCAAGUAUCGCGACUUAAAAACAUAGUCACAAAAAGGUUUUCGGGUCAGUCAAAACAGCUUAGAUUAAAACGUUUUUAAUUCAUUCCGAGAUAACUUCGGCUUCCCGCGUUGUGCUUUGUCUCAUUAUGUUGGUCGUCGAAAGAGUGAUCGAGAUCUAGCGAACAAAAUAGUCCCGCGGAAUUUUUUAACGUGGAUAUUACACUCAUAAUAUCGGUGUGUCACCGUUUUGAGGCAGAAGAUUCUCAGACGCCUGAAAUAUUAUACAUCUAAUGACGAUUCAUAUAGUCCAAAGCUUUGAUUCGUAUCAAAGAAUUUUGUUCACACUUGUGAUGCAACGAGUGAGUGCUUCUAUUGUUUACGAGCCACCUGCCUUUGAAAACACCGCGCGCAUUUUUAUGGUCUCUGCGCAAAUGGAGCACAAACCAGAAAGUCAAAACUGUCUCGGUCUUGACAUCGCUAAUAUCUUUGUUGGCGCCCGAUGAUAUAAGCAGAUCCAAAUCUAAACAAAAGUCACGGGGUAUAUUGAUAUGAUUUUCAUCAUAGAUGCCAUACUCCCAAGGUUCAUUCUUGCUCAAACAAAUCACCCGAAACUUCUUGAUUUUUUUUAUUGAGUCUUCAUAAGAUAGCGAAGGUCCUGAAGACCACAGCCCAAUUUGCUUAUGGCCUAAAAAGCAAGAGCUUUUAAGUGUCUAACUUUAACAGCCAACUUGUCAACUUAGGCUAACAUACUUGCAGUUUUUCGUUUACAACCUUCUCUUCGUUAAGUGCUCCUCAGAUUUUCGUGAGCUUUGCAAAACGUAUUUGUUUCUUCGCAGCUAAUGUUUUGAAUGAUCAGUAGACCGUUUAUUGUCACUUAGCUAAAAGCUUUUAUCUUAAAACAUAGUUUGAAAUAUGGAUAUUAAAAAAAUGCAUAUACAAUACGAAAUAAUUUGCUUUCAUCAAACAAUAUUCUGCAUACUCUAGUUUCGCGUUUGGCGCACAUGGAGCCACCUUGCGUUGCCUGAUGAGAUAUCAAUUACUAUCUGUCAUAUUCUACCGCGUUUUCUGAAGCUAAUUGCUUUUAAAAAGACGUCUGCAAUUCUUGCUUGAUUAAGAAUUAAAACUGGUGGCAAAGUUUAUCAACUUAAUUAACUCGUGGGUUCACAGGUUUUAACCAGCCGUCGCCACUCUGAUCCUGAGUCCACAAAGCCUAACUUCUUGCAUCUUCUUAAGUAAAUGUCUUAAUCCCAUAUCUAUUAAUGCAGGGAAAAUUGAAAGCGUAACUACGAGAUACAGCAGCAGCAGUAUGCUAAUAGAACUUUUAAGUAAAAAAAGGAAGAUACAGAAAAAUUGUUCACACAGAAUUAAACCUCGCGUGACACGCGCAGCAAAGGAAGAACACGCGAUGUUUCUUGCUCGAUCGAGUUUAGGCGUUUUUCCACGCCCUUCGGUAAUGCUUGUUACCUUUAGAACGUUCAAGCGGUUUUAUGUUAUCCCACUUCUAGCUAUAUUUAUAUCUGAAGUGACAGGUAUUGUAAAUGACGGGGAAAGCAGCAGCCCAGAAAGAUCGAAGAAUUCCGCGAAGAAUGUCGACGUCUUUAAAAAAUACUAGGUCCCAGGUCUUUGCACUUUUGCUGUGCUAGAACAUUCGAGGGACAUUGCAUUCCUUUUGAAAAAACAUAAUUUUGUUUAAUAAAAAUCAACUGAGCAGAUAUUAUUUCAAGCAUCCUUCGACACGUUUUGUUCAAAAUUGUAGUGCCUGCUUUGUUGUUCACUAAAAAAAAUUGGUGUUUUCUGUUUAUUUUCAGUUUUUGGCCAAGAAUCACCAACUUCUGGUCCCUUCAAAAGUAAGUAACGCAGACGCGAGAUCAGCGCGAGAAACGGUUAUGGUCUCUGAGCCAUACCUCCGGAGAUUUAGCGAGACUGUAGAGAUAUUCUGUUUACAUUAAUUAUGGGGAUUGUUAAGUUCUGUACAUUAAAACUAUCAACAGAAGAAGAAAAAAUUGAACUGGCUACAAUACCAGAGGAUAAAUUAAAUCUUAAUCCCUGGGCACAACAUUUAACGAUCAAAUUGAUACAAGUUCAAUUUGGAGGAGAAGGGGUUAGGCAGACACUCUUGGCUAUCAAGAAAACAGGAAUAGUGAGUUUUACUUAAAGUGUUCUAUGGCAUCCUGAGCAUGAGGCUAACGCACUUAUUGUUGGACCCAGUAGUGUGGUAUUCAAUGUUUUAUCAUCUUUGUUAUCUUAGCCCUGUCCGUCGAAUGUACUCACGAGUAUAUGAUGGCAGUGUUGGAGCAUCAUCCCAAUCAUACCGAUCUGGACAUGGACAAAAUCACUCUAAAGGACGUAAGCUGUACCCUUACUGACUUGGGAGAAUUCAAUGCAACCCAUCUGUGGAUGAAAGCUCCGCUUGAUGGCUGCAUGACAGAACACAAUACAACUGAGGACACCAUCACAUACUUGAACAGCAUCGUUGCCGAGACAAGAGCCUCUGCAGGUAGCGUUCUGAUUUCCAGGGAGUUUCAGGCAGAGUUCCCGUUCAAGUGCAGCUAUCCACGCUCCGCUAUCAUGUCUGUCGCCAGCUUCUCCCCUCGGGAAAAAGUUAUCUACACAAGGACAGGUAAGAGAGAGGUCUGGGUACUUUUUCUCCCCAGGUCUUUCGCGGCUAGAUUAACAUCCACUGUCAGUCGCCUGUUAGGCUUUCUUCAAGGCCCCCAUGACCAAACCAUUAGGCAAAUUCAAGAGGGUCAAGACUCGGAAUAUUUAAGUUAAACCGAAUUUUGAAGGUUUUUUUUUUCCUAUUUGCAGCUCAAUUCGGCAACUUUACCUUUACGAUGGACAUGUACGAGACGGAUCAAUAUUUGAAACCAUAUGACAGCUACCCGGUGAAAAAGGACCUUCAGGAAAAGAUGUACCUCGAGGUGAAAGUCACGUCCAAUGAUUCCAAAUUGGUGCUGAUUCCUGAGAGAUGUUGGGCCACGCCCAGUGAUGACCCAAACGAUGGAAAAUUCUUUGCUUUUAUCGAAAAGGGGUAAGAGGCUCUAAAGAUCGUCCAAGAAAAAAUAGAAAUUAAAAUGACGAAAUGAAGCGUUAAUACGACUUUAUCAAAUUGCUUUAAAAAAAAAAAAAAACCUUGGUUUCUUGAUUGUGAGACAUGACAUGCUUGAGAGAGAGACUUUAGACAAUGUCAGUAUCUGAGAAACUGCAAGCUCACCCUAACCAGUUGGCUGAAAAACGCUCUUUCGGAUUUUUCUUUUUUACACGAAACUAAGCCGAGAAGCAAUCACUGAGAAGAAUCCUUCUUUGAGGUUUCAUUAGACGGACAUGGGUCAGCUGUGAUAUCUCCAUAAAUUUAUCGGUAUUUCUGGUAUUACGAUCGAAAUUCCCGUUAUGUCGUACUUCUGUAUCUAAUCCGUGUCACGAAAUCAUCGGAAGUCCUUACACUUGUACAUGCACUUACAUCUAUACUCUACGUUCUAAUUUUCCUGUGUUGUAUCUUCGGUUCUAUCCAGUUGCGCUGAGGACGAAACAUUGGUGUUUAAUUACGAGGAAAAUGCAGUUCAACGCUUCAACUUAGACGCUUUCCGCUUCUUAGGGGAGAGCUCAGGGUCCACUGUUUACCUUCACUGCGCUGUGGAGGCCUGCCGUAAGGGAAACAACGAGUCACGUUGUGCCCAGGGAUGCGACCGGGACAACUCCAGGAAGAGGCGUAGCCUGGAAUUGGAUAGCGUUGGAGAGCAGACUGUUAGCAUUGGACCAUUGACCGCUGAAGAUAUUCAACCACAAGAACAAGGUUAGUGUGCGCGUGUGUUCACGUACGUAUGUGUGCGUGUGCUUUACAUAUUGCGCGAACGUGAGAUUUGUGAUUGCGUGAGUGAGUGGCAAUAAUAUGCAUGGACAGCAAACAUCUCGUUAAAUCGUCAGCGUGCGUGAGUGUUAUCGUGGGCAAGUAAAUGGUUUUGACCCGGUCGUAAGCUUGUUUUUUUUUCUCCCCCACGAAGCAAAAUCUCACUAUAAAAAGUAAAUUCCUAACAUGUUUGGUUUCAUUCACUUCACAGCUCAAGAAUCUGGAAGUUCGCUGACCGUUAUUGCCGCGGUCGCUGGUGUCUUGGGCGUGGUCGUGUUGGCGCUUAUCACGGCUCUGGUUGUGUUGUACAAGCGUUUUCAUUCACCCCAACAGGCUGGUCGAGUCGUAUACAGUACGGCUUCCAAUGACGAAAGCAAGAUGCUUGUGUGAGAGAGAAUGGGUUGACGUAACGUGGCACACUAAAGGAAAGUCUUUCGCCUUUCACCCCUUCCUUUUGUUAGCCUGUGCAGCAAAUAACACUUUCGAUGAUUUUUUUAUUCUUUUUAGUUUUUAUCGAAAAUUUUUUUUUUAUCACUCGAGCUUUUAAAUGAUAAGUUCUAACUUUGAGAACCUUUGAAAAGCUCUCAAAACCUCGAUCGUUUGGUCUUCAUUUACACUUUUGUACUAAGGCAAUAAAUUUUGCAUUGAAAGAUGGCGUGCGAACAAGAAGUCGUUUCAGUAAAAUAAUUUUUCCAUUCAACUGUUUUUUAUACAGAAACAAAUCAAUUAAUCGGUGACACUUUUAUCGAAAGUUUCUAACAAAAUGUUUGCGGUGAUGAAUUGCUCAAGCGUAUUUGCAUGUUGGCGUUUAAGGUUUGACUAAGUUUGAUUAAUCUAUGCAGACUUGCUACCAGUCGUUACGCAAUAAAGAUUUGACGAGUUGGCUCUGAGCCUAGAGAACGCUUUCCCAGCAUUCCUUUCGUACUUCCUUGUUCCUCCUCAGCCCUCUAUCUCUUUUCCUAGGCGUGUAAGAAGGAAGGGAUUGGGCGCAAGUCUAAUAUGUUGAUCAAUCGUUGCUGUUUUUCGUAAAUUCUAGGAAAUGAAGCGAAACAAGCAUGCUUAAAAUUUUAGCAAAAGGGUGCGACACAAACAGAACGACUAUAUCACGUUGUUACCGCUUUUAAAGCAAGCUCAACAGAGUGAAGAAAUUUAUACACUCUUCUCGAUUUUUGCUGGAAAAGGGACCUAGAAUCAUUCUAUUCAAGGGUAUUGAGGGGUAGCUUGUAUAUGUAACUUUGUUUUUUAUGAAGAUUUUCCAUCGAGCAGAAUCUUAGCGUUGCAGGCUAAGAAGCGCUACUUUUUGUUAAUCCUAGCUUUUAAUUCCAUAUUUUAAAAAAAUCAAGUUAGCAAUAAUGUGCCACUGUAAGGAAGUCUUUCUUUCCUAUUAAAAAUGCAUGAAAAAAUACAGGCUUGUGAAUUACGAACCUAUUUUGAAGUGUUCAAAGUCGGUGGUAACGGUGGUUUCGUCAUAGUCUGCAGAGUUGUAGCUGUCAUCUCUGAUUUUUACGGCAGCGAAAGGCUGAGGAGAGAAAAAAAAAAUUUUACCAAGGGGGGUGACCGAAGGUCAAAAGGAAGUAGAGGGGAGGGGUAGUGCCUUUUCCUGCCCCCCCCCCCCUUACCGUCCACUCUAACUCUGUAUCAAACAUGGUCGUUCGGAAUGAACAAGUGCGAGCUUUUAUCUUAAAUCCACCAGAAUAAAACCCCUGCACUGCAAGGUAACUUCGCCACCGGAAUUUUCUUAAUAAAUUAAAAAUUAUUGCACUGCACAUGCUAAUAAUUCUGCGCUUGAUUACCGCCGUUUUGUUACCAGUGUCCCCUCUUUUUAGGGCAUGUGGUCUAAUGGCGAGUGGCUCCGGGGACGAGAACGGA